AUGUCUUUAUACCCGAGUAGCUCGCGCAAAAUAGAAACACCUCCUGUUGGAAUAACUGAAUUUGAAAUUCUAAAAGCAUCCCACAGAUUUUUAAGAGACGAAGAUGAGAAACCUUCAACAUGGGACGAGAAACUCGCGGAGAAGUACUACUCGAACCUAUACCGUGAGUUCGCCGUGUGCGAUUUGAAGCACUACAAGUCCGGCAAUUUUGCACUUCGAUGGCGCACCGAAGAUGAGGUGCUCUCAGGCUAUGGAGAAACAACCUGUGGCAAUACUCGGUGCACCCGCCAUUUUAAAGCCGACGACAAUUCUCCCCUCACCACGCUGGAACUCCCGUUUGCGUACGCGGAGCAUGGGGAGACAAAGUCUGCACUAGUCAAAGUCGUGCUGUGUUCAAAGUGUGUGAAAAAGUUGAUGUGGAAGAGGCUGCAGGAAAAGGAGAAGGCACAAAAUGGAAAGGGUAAAGAGAAGGAGCAGGGCCUAGAGGACGGUCAGGAGACAGCGGAAGCUGAGAGAAGCACACAAGAGGGUGAAAGGUCCGUGCGUGAUAUCAAAAAAGAGGACGAUGGUCAGGAGAAAAGUGACUUUACGCGUCAUUCUGACUCGGAAGAGCGAAGAAAAAAGAAGAGGUCGCGGCCUCACGACGAGGAGGGCCGCUUCGAAGAAAAUGAUAGUAAACGCACCCGACGCCAUGGCCAUAGGUCAUCUCGAAGAGAAUCCCGAUCUCGAUCCCCACAACGUCCAAGUCAUAACAGGAGUCAUACUGAAAGAAAAGAAAAGUCCAGUCAUAAAACUGGUCGUUCCUCAUCAUAA
Molecule: messenger RNA, 813 nt
Organism: Psilocybe cubensis
Lineage: Eukaryota; Fungi; Basidiomycota; Agaricomycetes; Agaricales; Agrocybaceae
Product: Protein FRA10AC1-like protein
Exons: 3
Coding region: 1-813 (270 amino acids)
Source: RefSeq, a predicted model, not a curated record